AAGUAUAGUAUGAUGUAGUACUUUGCCAAAGGACAUUUGUAUUGGAAUGACGAUGCUCGAAUGCAGAGCGGUGAAAACUGCGUUCCGGCUCCUCUUCUCUCCAAGAUGGUGAUUCCCUAUCGUUCCUGUCAUCAUGGACCAAUGAUAUAAAACCCCCAAUCGAUGUGGCCGAUAGCUAUCUUCAUCCAGCUAUGUCUUCCACCACUCAAGAACCCAAAGAAUAUAAAAGCCUACUCAUUCGAGGGAAUACCGAGUCGAGCCCAUUCUCUCGCGCUCUGUUUAUAAUCUUACGAUCCAUCGAUCUCCCUAUCCAAUACUCCAUCCUCUCUUCGAAUUCCCUUGGCGUACACGGACAGAGUCUCAUCCAUGUUCUAGGUGGAACACCGGUUCGAGUGACUUCUGCCACCGACACACCGCGCUUAAUUCUCUUGGCCAUGACCCUCGCCGCAUUCGCUAAACAGAUCUACUGGGUCCUAGCUGUCUCCAUGACCCCCGUCACACCAAAGACUUCCGCAUUAAUCAGUCUAUUCAACUUGUCCUGCAAUACCGCGAAUACAGUGUUAUUCGUCAACGCUGCUACGUCUGUGCUAACCUCCAACAGUGCAACCAGGUCCAGGGAUGAAACAAAUCAUCUGCCUAUACAGAUGUUUGUGGGAUUAGCCGUCUUCGUUCUCGGCUUAGCUGUGGAGUGGGUCUCGGAGAUCCAGAGGACGAGGUUCAAAACCGAACCGAGGAAUAAAGGACAGAUAUACACCAAAGGCUUAUUUGCCUACACCAGGCAUAUUAAUUAUACUGGAUACGUGCUAUGGAGAACAGGGUUUGCUACAGCUGCCGCGGGCUGGGGAUGGGGGGCAUUUGUAGCGAGUGCGUUCACGUAUGAUUUCUUGACUAGAGGGAUUCCGGAGCUGGAUCAGUAUUGUGAAAGGAAGGUGUGUAAAACAACAUUUCUGUGAGAUGUUUUGAGGUCUCUCAUUGAUGGAUUAUUCAGUAUGGUGAAGGAUGGGCACAGUACAAGAAGGUUGUUCCGUAUAAACUUUUCCCGUUUAUCAUUUAGUUGCGGGUGUGUUCA
This is a messenger RNA of Lentinula edodes (shiitake mushroom), 1069 nucleotides long. RefSeq lists its product as uncharacterized. The coding region runs from base 192 to 953 and encodes 253 amino acids. Gene Ontology annotation, cellular component: membrane. The record is from RefSeq and is a predicted model, not a curated record. Gene Ontology annotation, biological process: lipid metabolic process. NCBI's taxonomy places the organism in Eukaryota, Fungi, Basidiomycota, Agaricomycetes, Agaricales, Omphalotaceae. The transcript is spliced from 2 exons. Gene Ontology annotation, molecular function: oxidoreductase activity, acting on the CH-CH group of donors.